AUCUGGACGACGCUUGGUCUGCGCCGUCAAUUUCUUCGUCAACCAUGUCUGCACUACGGGCAGGCCAGUUAGUCUCGAGCAGACUUGUUCGUUCUCGGGCAGGCUUGGCCAGUCUGCGAUACGCCGCUCGCUCUACUCCAGUCCGGAGACUGCCAGCGUUCCGACAGCCUCGAUUGUAUACUACGACAGCCUCGUCGCGGUCCCCUGAAGUUUUCCACUCGCAGGCCGAGGAUCCCGUCUCUGCAGCAUUUCUCGACUCCUUAAACACCGUCCCCAAGGUCCCGCAGACUCUGACCGAAAAGAUUGUCCAGCGGUAUUCUCUCGGAUUGCCGGCGGAUAAGUAUGUCAAGGCUGGCGACUACGUUACUCUGGCGCCGCAUCACUGCAUGACUCAUGACAACUCAUGGCCCGUCGCACUCAAAUUCAUGUCGAUUGGCGCUUCGAAGAUUCAUGACUCAAAUCAAAUUGUGAUGACCCUUGAUCACGAUGUUCAGAACAAGAGCGAGACCAACCUGAAAAAGUACCGCCAAAUCGAGGAGUUUGCGAAGAACCAUGGCGUUGAUUUCUACCCCGCCGGUCGUGGCAUCGGUCAUCAGAUUAUGGUUGAGGAAGGCUACGCUUGGCCGGGAACCCUGGUGGUUGCCUCGGACAGUCACACAAACAUGUAUGGCGGUGUCGGAUGUUUGGGUACACCUGUCGUGCGUACCGAUGCUGCUAGUAUCUGGGCUACUGGGCGCACCUGGUGGCAGAUUCCCCCGAUUGCAAAGGUCACAUUUACUGGUGUCUUGCCCAAGGGCGUGACUGGAAAGGAUAUUAUUGUCGCUCUUUGCGGGCUGUUCAAUAACGAUGAUGUCCUUAACCAUGCCAUUGAGUUCACUGGCUCUGACGAGACGCUCAAGAGUCUGCCGAUUGACGACCGUCUGACCAUUGCGAAUAUGACAACCGAGUGGGGCGCUCUCUCCGGUCUCUUCCCCAUCGAUUCGGUCUUACAGGGCUGGCUCCGUUACAAGGCAACUGAUGCGGCACUGUUUGGCGCCGCUGACAAAGCUGAAAGCUCGCGCAACGUCCGCUUCACGCAUGCCCGCCUGGACGAACUCUUCUCCAACCAGCUCGUGGCCGACAAGGGCGCCAAAUAUGCCAAGGAACUGUUCCUCGAUUUGUCCACGCUCGCUCCCUACGUCUCCGGCCCGAACUCGGUCAAGGUUGCCAACCCUCUACACGCGUUGGAGGCAGAGAAUAUCAAGGUCGACAAGGCCUACCUGGUCUCAUGCACAAACUCCCGAGCAUCGGAUCUCGCAGCUGCUGCAAAGGUCUUCAAGGAUGCUGCCAAGGAGAAUGGUGGAACCAUCCCGAAGAUCCCUGACCACGUCAAUUUCUACAUUGCCGCUGCCUCCAAACCCGAGCAGCUCAUCGCCGAAGAGCAGGGCGACUGGCAAGCUAUGCUCGAAGCUGGCGCCAAGCCCCUCCCCGCCGGCUGCGGUCCCUGCAUUGGUCUUGGUACUGGUCUGCUCGAGCCUGGCGAGGUUGGAAUCAGUGCAAGCAACCGCAACUUCAAGGGCCGUAUGGGUUCGAAAGAUGCCAAGGCCUAUCUCGCCAGUCCCGAGGUCGUCGCUGCCAGUGCUCUGGCCGGCAAGAUUCAGGGACCCGGCUGGUACGAGAAGCCCGAAGGUGUGGACGAGAUCGUCCGCGGCGAGGGUGAUGGUAUUCGCGAGGAAGAACGCAUGAUCAGCAUCGAAGACGCCCUCGCUAAGGUUAUCGGCGAGGUCGACGAAAUGGUUGAGACUGCUGAAAGGGAAGGCUUCGGCGAUGCGCCUGCAGCUGAGGCGACCAGCACCAAGAAGAAGACUGAGAUCCUCCCCGGUUUCCCCGCCCGCAUUGAGGGUGAAAUUGUCUUCUGCGAUGCCGACAACAUCAACACCGAUGGUAUUUAUCCCGGAAAGUACACUUAUCAGGACGACGUCUCCGUUGAGACGAUGGCCAAGGUCGUCAUGGAAAACUACGACACUGCCUUUGCCUCCAUUGCCAAGCCCGGCGAUAUUCUCGUGACCGGCUUCAACUUCGGCUGCGGUAGCUCUCGUGAGCAGGCCGCCACUGCUAUCCUGGCCAAGCAGAUCCCGCUUGUUGUUUCUGGCAGCUUCGGCAACAUCUUCUCCCGUAACAGUAUCAACAACGCUCUCAUGGGCGUCGAGGUCCCUCGCCUCGUUCAACGUCUUCGUGACACCUUCUCGUCUCCGACUUCCUCUUCCAGCGCUCCCGUCAAUGAGCCGGAGAAGAACCGUCAGUCGCUUGAUAGCCCUCCCCCUGCUCCCCAACAAGUCCCUGCUGGCGAGAAGGUCCUCACCCGGCGCACUGGCUGGAAGUUCGUGUGGGAUGUCAGCCAGAGCCAAGUUGAGGUCCAAGAAGGCGAAGGUGGCGCCAAGUGGACGCAGCCUGUCGGUGAGCUGCCCCCGAACGUGCAAGAGAUUAUCGCCCGCGGCGGUCUCGAGAAAUGGGUGAAGAAGGAAAUCUCAACCCCUUGAAUGGUUUUCGAUAUCGUUCGAAGUUUAUAAAAGUCCUACAUUGCUUUGAAUAUUUGGGUGUUAGAGGAUUUUUCAGGAGUAUAUACACCUCAUAGUUUUCUUCUUUUGUAUUUUUAGAAAGUUUAGAUAUCAAAAUCAGCCUUUCCUCAUCCUUCAAUCUGAUGGCAUCAUUGCGAGAUAAUUUGAAGCCAUUUUUUUUUAUUUGGCCGUUCCUGGAGAUUUCUGCUUAUGACAUAAUUGGUAGAAAGUGGCAGGAGCUAAACCCUAACCU
Molecule: messenger RNA, 2790 nt
Organism: Xylona heveae TC161
Lineage: Eukaryota; Fungi; Ascomycota; Xylonomycetes; Xylonales; Xylonaceae
Product: homoaconitase
Exons: 2
Coding region: 45-2519 (824 amino acids)
Biological process (GO): L-lysine biosynthetic process
Molecular function (GO): homoaconitate hydratase activity; 4 iron, 4 sulfur cluster binding
Source: RefSeq, a predicted model, not a curated record